AUGGCUGCAACAAGGCUUGUUCGGCCGAAACCCCUGGACUGGCCGGGUCCUUCGCAUUUGGAUGUUUUUAUUAGUAACCUGAAGCUGUUGCAUUUGGAUCAACGCGAGGACUGGCCCGGUAUAUCUCUCCGCGCCUUGACUCCGACAUCACAAAACCAACGACGCCGAACCCGACUAAUAGAAUGGGCCUUGUAUCACCUCUAUACCAUUUGGGAUCCGGAGACCGCCCAAAAUAAACUCCGGCCCUUCUUCCCCCCGUUAGAACUUCUACAAUCUGCCAACCUCCGCGCGGCCUUGUUUCGGUGCCUGGGCGAAUUGAAGAAGAAUGGUGAUCUGGGAAAGGAGAUCAUUCUCCGCAAAACCAUGCUGGAUGAUUGCAAGGGCGAGAAAUUCGAGGAGCUGCUCGCUGGCUUCUCCACCGCCGUUCUCCGUAAAGUUGUGGCGGUGUCCGCAGACGACAUGUUUUUGAACCCUGCCAUGAAGCUUUCGACUGCGACAGCCAUGACUUUAACCGACUAUCAGAAUAUCCUACCACUUAUUCUUGCCCACCAAGUAUCUCUCGGUUCUGCAGGAGAACGCCAAGCCCGAGUUCGAGAAGCAUCUGAUCGGUUCUCACAGCUGCUGAAUGAAAAACAGAUAGAACUGGCUGAAUUUGCAAGUCAGCCAUCAGGAGGCGGCAUUAAUGAUAUGCAGAGAAAUCCCGAGAGCUUGGUGCGUGAGUUGCAAACAAAUUGGCUGGGCAGUGAGGAGUGGGCCACUGCACUGCUCGAAGGCGGAUCACAAAGCAGCACUGAUGCUUUUCUGGAACUUCCUUUCUCGGCGGCGUGGAUGCGGGUGAAGAACUCGAAUGUAGACAGUCUCGGCGGUGGAUUGAAGCAGGACCUGGUCCUUGAUUUGGAGGCUCGUGUUCUACUCCAACGAAGUCGAUUGCGCAAGUGGCAUGAAUACAACAAGUCCCUCGCAAGGGAAAGAGGCACCGACGAAAUGUGCACAUUUUCGCCUAACGAACCGCGUGUGUUGUUCCGGGAUCACCAGUCCCUCACAGUUGCUAGUAUAUCAAAAGCCGUUCGCCAGCCCGGAGAUCGCGGGCGGAAUCUGAAAGGGCCAGAGAAAUAUCUCCUAUCGUCUGUGAAUGAGGCCCUAUCCCGUAUCAAUGGCAAAUCCCGUGUGAGGCCUGCAGCUUCCACGCCGGAAGUUGAAACGAGCAGCAAUCUACAUCGCAGAAGCUCAUCGGAGAUUACUAGCUCACCAUCAACAGUGGCAGAAGACUAUCACUUCCCAGGCCAUCUACCAGAUUUGGAAACUCCAGAGCUAUUUCCAGAGCCCGAGCUCGAGCUCGAGCUCGAGCCGAGGUCCAAACCCAACCCACAUCCAGAAUCAGAGCAAAGUCAAUCUUCCCCCCCAAUUGUCCGGCUACCCUCAGACCUCCCCUCGUUCGAUGAGGCACCAGUCCCUGAACCCAUCGAGCGCACCCACACCUUAACCGAGCGCACGCGUAAGUCAAUGUCUCUCCUACCACCCGUGGUCCACGAAACGCCACGGCCACGCCGCAAACCUCGCCCGUCCUUCCCGGUCAACCAGUUUGUGACGCCACAUAAUACCUCUGCACACUCCGCUCGCUCAAGAGAUGAGAUCAUACGUGCUUCGACGCCGCAGGAUAAGCUAUUCGAGGAAGAUGCUGAGUACGCAAGUGUCUUCAAGUCGCGGCCGCGUGUGGCGCUCAGUCCUAUCUCGUCACCGGCUGUGCAUGUCAGUCCCUCCUUUGAGGAAGACCAUUUUGAAUUGGAUUAUAGGGAUUGGGAUGAGAGCGACGAUUGUGAGUGGGGGGAUGUCAAUUCGCCUUUGGCUGCUCCGCGAUUGAGGGGCUAG
Molecule: messenger RNA, 1869 nt
Organism: Penicillium digitatum Pd1
Lineage: Eukaryota; Fungi; Ascomycota; Eurotiomycetes; Eurotiales; Aspergillaceae
Biological process (GO): spindle assembly
Cellular component (GO): HAUS complex; mitotic spindle microtubule
Molecular function (GO): microtubule binding
Source: RefSeq, a predicted model, not a curated record